AUGGUUCCAAAAAAGAGCUCGAGGAAUGAACAACCAAACUCACCAAAAUGCACAAAGAAACUUGAAUUGGCAGGGAUGGCAAAUUCUGUUUCCAGCAGCAUCAGCAAUAAAGGACUAUGUGGACCCCCGUUAGGGCCAUGCAUACCCUCUCCACCUUCUACCCCCAAAUCCAAUGGGAAGAAAUUUAGCAUUCUAUACAUUGUAUUGAUUGUGCUGCUAAUGCUAGCAGCCAUUGCUUUUGCUUUCCUUUUGGUUUCCCGAAAAAAAUGUAAAAGUCGAAUACAGAGGACAGCAUCAUCACCAGAGGAGAACUCCAACAAAAUGGUGGCUUCUUAUUAUAGAGAUGUACAUCGUGAAUUGUCAGAGACUAGUUCUCAUGCAAAGAAGGCUGAUCAUGGAAAGUUGACAUUCCUGAAGGAUGACAUUGAGAAGUUUGAUUUGCAAGACUUGCUUACAGCCUCAGCAGAAGUUUUGGGGAGUGGGACAUUUGGAUCUUCAUAUAAGGCAGUUGUCGUUGGACAACCUGUGGUUGUUAAGAGGUAUCGGCAUAUGAGCAAUGUGGGGAGAGAAGAGUUCCAUGAGCACAUGAGAAGGUUAGGGAGGUUGAAACAUCCCAACUUGCUGCCUCUUGCGGCAUAUUACAAUAGGAGGGAUGAGAAGCAUUUGGUUACAGAGUUCGCUGAGAAUGGUAGCCUGGCUAGUCACCUUCAUGGAAAUCAUUCACCGGAAGAAGAUGGACUUCAUUGGCACAUCCGCUUGAAAAUCGUCAAAGGAGUAGCCAGGGGUUUGGCUUUUCUCUACAAUGAGCUUCCUAUAAUUGCUCCUCAUGGACACCUAAAAUCUUCCAACGUGCUCCUAGACGAGUCGUUCGAGCCUCUCUUGACAGAUUAUGCUCUAAGACCCGUGGUCAACCCUGAACAUGCCCACAUGUUCAUGAUGGCUUACAAGUCACCUGAGUAUGCACAACAAAGCCGGACAUCAAACAAGACAGAUAUAUGGAGUUUUGGCAUUUUAAUACUGGAGAUGUUAACUGGCAAGUUCCCUGAGAACUAUCUAACACCAUGUUAUAACAGUGAUGCAGACUUAGCAACUUCGGUUAAUAACAUGGUGAAGGAAAAGCGAACAAGUGAAGUGUUUGAUAAGGAAAUAGUGGGAACAAAAUAUAGCAAGGGAGAAAUGAUAAAGCUUUUGAAGAUUGGAUUAAGUUGCUGUGAAGAGGAUGUAGAGAGAAGGUUGGACAUUAAGGAAGUUGUCGAGAAGAUUGAUGUACUGAAAGAAGGAGACGAAGAUGAAGAACUUUACGGGAGUGAAGGGAAUGCAUAUAGUGUUAGAGGGAAUGACCAGGAAGGAUAUUCCUUCACAGUGGAUCGAUGAUUGUCGGAGGAGCAUGAAGUAAAAGGCAUAUAGAACAAUAUCACAAGGGAUGACAGGUUUCCUGACUCCCACACAGUGAAGAACAACAUGAAGAGUGGAGUGAUCUGUUAUGAGGGUUAGCUUUCUCUGUUAACUGUAGAAAAUGUUGUAAAGCAACAAUGGGGGUUCAUUAGCUGAUAGAAUUUUAAUUUUAUGUUUUUGGGUUUUAGAGGGAAAGAGGAAAAAAGGAAACCUGUAAGAAUAUUUUUUCUUCUUCCAUUCAAAUCAUUUUGGUCAUCAUUUGUGUUAUCUCCCCCGCAUGAAAAGUAAUACUAAUAGGUGGUACGCCUGA
This is a messenger RNA of Populus trichocarpa (black cottonwood), 1705 nucleotides long. Its product is annotated as pollen receptor-like kinase 4. The record is from RefSeq and is a predicted model, not a curated record. NCBI's taxonomy places the organism in Eukaryota, Viridiplantae, Streptophyta, Magnoliopsida, Malpighiales, Salicaceae. Gene Ontology annotation, biological process: protein phosphorylation. Bases 1 to 1374 code for a protein of 457 amino acids. The transcript has 3 exons. Gene Ontology annotation, molecular function: protein kinase activity; ATP binding.